AAGUUAUUCCCCUUGAACCGUUGAAUGGUAAAAAUUGACAGUUCUGUGUAACUUCAUAAUAAUUAGCUAUAGAUGAGUUCAUAGUUAAGAUCAAUUAGCAUUUAGCAACUGGUUGCAGGACUGAGAAUAUACAAUGCAUAUAACUGUUGAAUGGUACAUGUAGAAUAAUCAAAUUUCAUGAAUGAGAAAAGCUUCAAACUUUUAACAGAAAAAAAAGAAGUUGGUAGAAAAUGAAUAGUUAAUCAGGAACACAUAAUAUACUGUUUUGAUAAUGGCCAUGGAAACACCAAAUGGUAUAAUCACAAGUGCAAGCAGUUCUUCUGCUAGCAGUGCUGAAUUAAAAAGUCCAAUAAAUUGCAUCAGUUCUUAUAAGAGAAAGGACUCACUGCUAUCAAGAUGGAAAAAAUCAGGGCUAGCAUUCAGAAGAUAUCUAAAUUGUUUAGAUGCAAAACAAUCAGAUAGUUCAACGGAUGAGGAAUUAUUUAAUAAAGUCAAGACGGGUCAGCUUACUAAAAAUGAUUACGUUAAAAAAUCGUCAAUGUCAAAACACACAUCCAAUAUAGACGAAAGACUGUCUGAUAGUUCUGGUAAUGGCGCCACAGAAGUUAAAAACAAUAAUAGAAUUUCAUUGGCUCGUAAAUGUUUACAUCGGGACAAGAUUUGUCAUAAAGAGGAGAACUGUGUCUAUGGUGAAUGUUGUACUGCUAAUGCUCUGCUCACUGAUGAUUAUUUAUCCCUACAUUCCAGUAGAAACUGUACCACUGACACAGACCAGUCUGAUUGGUGUCAAAGUACGGACCUGAUAGAAAGCACCUGUGAUUGCUGUAGUAGUCAAUGUGAUAAUUAUGAUAUGACUAAGAACUGUUUGGACAGUUGUCAUGCUUGUAAGAAAAUGGAGGCAGACCAGACUGAUUUUUAUUCAUUCCAAGGUCAAGAUGAAGAUAAUAUCUGUUCAGAUCAUUCCAAACUUUUACUCAACCAAAGUGAAAACCAUAAACUUUAUAGAACUGAAAGAUUUAAUAAACCUUUUAAAAGAAGUAAAAUAUCUGUAAAUAAAUGUCUGACUGAUAAAACAACUGUUGAAACUAGUGACUCUGGUAGUAAUGGAAUCCAGGGUGAAUCUGAUAUAACUUUUUGUAUAAGAUGUCAUUCUGAAAUAACUAUCAGCAAAAAGUAUCAAGAUGUUGAUGUAUUUUGUAGAAAAUGUCAAUCAGCUGAAAGAAAUUUCGGUAUUUUCAAAAAUAGUUCUAAAACAUCAUAUGUUGACAAAUCAUCUGAGAGAACUUUUAAAGAUUACAGCAGAAAUUCUACAUCAAAGAAUUUGGAUAAAUUUAAUAUUAAAAAUGAUGACAUGAUUCAUAAAAGAGAAAGAAUUUCCCUUACUGACAAACAAAAAUCCCUGAAGAGAGAAAAUCAUAGAUUGACUUCUAUUCCGUUGCAUUCUGAUUUUUUAUCAGCAUAUGGAAAAGUUGAUCAUUCAAGCAUAAAACAUUCCCUUCCUGAAGAAAGUCCUGUUGUGACAGAAGGAUAUAAUGGUGAGGACAUCAGUGAUGAUAUUGACUAUCUAGAGUCGGCCAUAGACUACAGUCCCUCAGGGUUCCUCUCUAGCUUAGCCAGAAUGAGCUUGGAAAAUCUUUCAGAAGAAUCUACAGAUAAAAUACAUAUAUCUGAUGAUGACAGUCUACCGCCAGCUCCUAGCUUCAUUCCUGGUUUUAAUUUUGCCAUGCCCUAUCUCUCUGACAGGUUAAAGAACAGUAUUGCACAACGUCUUGGUCAAGAAGGAAAUACUGAUGUUAGAAAUGAUCAGAUUGAAAGCAUUGAAUAUCAGGAAACAGAACAUCUACCUGACAGUGAGGAUGAAGAGUCUUUCCAAGGGAGACAACUGGUAGUAGAUCAGAGCACAGAGAAUAUGACUGAAGAGGAGACACUGACAGAUUUACUGACCAACCUGGAGAAGAUUGACAUGCUAAACAAUCUUCUACUUAGUGACCAGGAUGAUUGGGAUAUCAGUAGGCAGAUUGAAACAACAGCUGAUACUAAUCAAAAUAAAGAUGAAGAAAAUGGUUCUGAUGGGGGAGAAGCUGAUGAUGAAUUUGAAUGUGACUGUCAGUUCUGUGUAGGCUCCAGUCUAGAUGGAGAUGGUUGUCAUAACAAUGAAGAAGCUGCUGAAGAUAGAAUUAGUCAUGAAAGUUCUGAACAGAAUAUACUCUCAACUGUUCAAAAUACAGAUUAUGGCUUUAACUUUUGGAUGUCAGAGAGAGAUGAUGAGGAUGACAGUAUGUUUACUAUAAACAUUGAAGAGUUAUCUCCCCUAGAUCUGCUGAUGAAUGACAGAAGAAGUGAGCUAGAGCUGAUGUUUGAGAAUGUUAUAAUACAAAUGCUAGCUGUCCAUCCAGACUUACUUGGAGAACAGGCUCCACCUCCUGCUGCUCAGUCAACCAUACAGAACUUACCAAUAACUCCAGUCACAAGUCUACAGAUAAGUCAAAGUUUAUCCUGUCCAAUUUGUCUGUGCAUCUUUGAAGACUGUGACUCUACAACAACGUUACCAUGCAGACACCAUUUUCAUCCUCUCUGUAUAAAGGCUUGGCUCAGCAAGUCAGGAACUUGUCCAGUUUGCAGAUUUACAUUAGAGUGAGAACACAACAGAUUGAAUAAUUAGAAUUUAACUAAUAAAUAAUUAAUUAAAUCUAUAUCACUUGCUGCUGGAACACAUCUGUAAGACAGGCCAAAGGAAGCAAGAAUACACACUAAAAACAGGAGGAAACUUACUGAUUUAAAAUAGUCCUUAUAGUGCUAUGAACAGUAUGAGUUGAUGGAUAUUGAAAAUAAUACAAGAUAUGUGACUUUUGAAAACAUGAAGAAUGACUAUUAUAACA
Molecule: messenger RNA, 2879 nt
Organism: Mytilus trossulus (common blue mussel)
Lineage: Eukaryota; Metazoa; Mollusca; Bivalvia; Mytilida; Mytilidae
Exons: 9
Coding region: 272-2638 (788 amino acids)
Cellular component (GO): cytoplasm; nucleoplasm
Source: RefSeq, a predicted model, not a curated record